Sciurus carolinensis (gray squirrel) is the source of this 1950-nucleotide messenger RNA. RefSeq names its product RCC1 like (gene Rcc1l). Lineage: Eukaryota; Metazoa; Chordata; Mammalia; Rodentia; Sciuridae. The record is from RefSeq and is a predicted model, not a curated record.
UCAAAGGUUACGUGAGAUGGCGGCGCCCGGCGGCCGUUGAGGCGUGACGCGCAGCAUGGCGGCGGCGGCGCUGACUCGGCUGGGGCGACGGCUGACGGGGCCGAGGCCGGGGCCGGGGCCGGGGCCGGGCCCUGGGCAGCGCGGGCACUGGACAGCGGCCCGGCGCUCCCGGAGCCGACGCGAGGCGGCCGAGGCCGAGGCGGCGGCGCCGGUGCUGCAGUAUGUGGGCGAGCGCGCUGCCCGAGUGGACCGCAUCUUCGUGUGGGGCUUCAGCUUCUCGGGGGCGCUGGGCGUGCCCGGCUUCGUGCUGCCCCGCGUCGCGCCCGCCACGCGCGCCCGCCCGCCGCGCCGCCGGGUGCAGCCGGUGCCCUACCGCCUGGAGCUGCCGCAGAGGAUUUCCUCUGCGGCCUGUGGCUAUGGAUUCACGCUGCUGUCCUCCAGAACCAAGGAUGUCACCAAGGUGUGGGGCAUGGGGCUCAACAAGGACUCGCAGCUGGGGUUUCAAAGGAGCCACAGAGACAAAGCCAGGGGCUAUGAGUAUGUUCUGGAGCCCUCGCCCAUCCCGCUGCCGCUGGACCGGCCUCAGGAGACCCGGGUACUGCAGGUGUCCUGCGGCAGGGCCCACUCCCUGGUCCUGACCGACAGCGAGGGAGUCUUCAGCAUGGGGAACAACGCCUACGGCCAGUGUGGACGGAAGGUCGUGGAGGACGAGAUCUACAGUGAAAGCCACAAGAUCCACAGGAUGCAGGACUUCGAUGGACGGGUGAUCCAGGUGAGCUGCGGUCAGGACCACAGUCUCCUCACGGAUCGAGGAGAGGUCUACUCUUGUGGAUGGGGCGGCCGACGGGCAGGACAGGUGGGUCUGGGUCACUACGACAUCACCAGCGUGCCCACCAAGCUGGGAGGGGACCUUGCCGGAGUGAAGGUCGUGCAGGUCGCCACCUACGGGGACUGCUGCCUGGCCGUGUCGGCAGAUGGCGGCCUCUUUGGCUGGGGGAACUCUGAGUACCUGCAGCUGGCCUCGGUGACCGAGUCCACACAGGUGAAUGUGCCACGGUGCCUGCCCUUCUCGGGCGUGGGGACUGUGAAGCAGGCGGCGUGCGGUGGCACGGGCUGUGCCAUAUUGAAUGGGGACGGCCACGUCUUUGUCUGGGGCUACGGCAUCCUGGGGAAAGGCCCACACCUGGUGGAAAGUGCCCUUCCGGAGCGGAUCCCGCCCACACUCUUCGGCUCCACGGAGUUCAGCCCUGACGCCCAGGUCUCCCUCAUCCGCUGCGGACUUGGCCACUUUGCUGCCCUUUCCAACAAAGGCCAGCUGUUCGUGUGGGGCAAGAACCUCCGCGGGUGCCUGGGGAUUGGCCGCCUGGAAGACCAGUACUUCCCCUGGAGGGUGACAAUGCCUGGCCAGCCUGUGGAUGUGGCCUGUGGCGUGGAUCACAUGGUGACCCUGGCAAAGUCCUUCAUCUGACCUACCUGACCCUCCCAAGGCUGGCCCUGGCCCCCGGAGCAUGGGACAGCUCAGCAGAGGCACGGACGCCGCGGCUGGCGGAGCUCUGGACGGCGCUGGAGGCACAGGACGGCUGUCCAGGGAGGCUCAGCCCUCAGGACGUGUUUGGCCUCAGGUGGUGGCCUGCCAGGAUCCAGGGCCCAGCAGGGCUGUGGGUUUGUAUCUGAGUGACCACGCGUGAGCCUCGGCCUGGGCAGCUUAUCCAGGAGGCAGGUGGGCUCUGGCCCGAAGCUUCUGCUGGAUCUUCCUGUGCCUGUACCUGCCCUGGUCAUGGCCACGCUGAGCCCGAUGGGACUGUGGAGCAGCCCACAGACCUGGACUGGGCGGCCCAGAGGAGGUCAGCAGUCAUGGAGAACAGUCGCUUAGUGACGACCGGGCUUUUCCUUUAAAAGCAACAUUUACGAAUGUUUUUUGGAAUAAAGUCUAUUUUCUGCCUUUCUGAG